AUGUUUACCGCCCCUAUCAAAGCUAACAGUUCCCGUGUCGGUGCCGCCGCUUCUGGCGCUGCUGCUUCCGCAAUUGGUGCCGUCAGACACAAGGUCUCUCUUCCAGACUUGGACUACGAGUUCGACGCCUUGGAGCCAUACAUCUCCGGUCAGAUUAACGAGAUCCACUACACCAAGCACCACCAGACUUACGUCACCGGCUACAACACUGCCAUUGAGCAAUUCGCCGAGGCCAAGCAGAAGGGUGAGGUGAAGAAGACCAUUGAGUUGCAAAAGCUCAUCAACUUCCACGGUGGUGGUUACACUAACCACUGCUUGUUCUGGAAGAACUUGGCUCCAAAGAGCCAGGGUGGUGGUGAGCCUCCAUCUGAGGACUCUGAGCUUGCCAAGAAAAUCAAGGAGCAAUACGGUACUCUUGAGAACUUGCAGAACAUCACCAACACCAAGUUGGCUGGUAUCCAGGGUUCCGGUUGGGCCUUCCUUGUCAAGAACAAGGAGAACGGUGGUCUGUUGGACGUUGUCACCACUGCUAACCAGGACACUGUCACUGGUUCAUUGGUGCCAUUGGUUGCCAUUGACGCUUGGGAGCACGCUUACUACUUGCAGUACCAGAACGUCAAGGCUGACUACUUCAAGGCUAUCUGGAACGUUGUCAACUGGAAGGAGGCCGAGAAGAGAUACGUUGUUAACUAA
Candidozyma haemuli is the source of this 693-nucleotide messenger RNA. It is a transcript of the gene SOD2, whose product is annotated as superoxide dismutase. The transcript has a single exon. Gene Ontology annotation, molecular function: superoxide dismutase activity; metal ion binding. Gene Ontology annotation, biological process: superoxide metabolic process. NCBI's taxonomy places the organism in Eukaryota, Fungi, Ascomycota, Pichiomycetes, Serinales, Metschnikowiaceae. The record is from RefSeq and is a predicted model, not a curated record. Gene Ontology annotation, cellular component: mitochondrion. The coding region runs from base 1 to 693 and encodes 230 amino acids.